This is a messenger RNA of Cherax quadricarinatus, 1252 nucleotides long. The record is from RefSeq and is a predicted model, not a curated record. NCBI's taxonomy places the organism in Eukaryota, Metazoa, Arthropoda, Malacostraca, Decapoda, Parastacidae.
UCCUUUAAAAUCGAGCAGUGGCAGGCUCUUCAUUGGGGGAGGGUGCAAGCAGACAGAGGACGGACUGGUCUCUAUCACCCUCCUCACUUCCCUUGGUCAUAUUAUCAGGAUGGAGAACAUUGACUGUGAAGCUCUGUGUGAUGGCCUUCGUCUGGGAAACAAAGAAAAUCUAAAGUGUCUUGAAGAACAAAUGGUGCUGUCAUUAGAUGAUAUGAACCUGGGAGGCUUGCAGGUGUUGAGUGCCGGAUAUGUCGGUAAUAAUUCUUGGAUUUGGUGUGGCACUGUUGUGGGUGCCACAUUAUGGACACCAGUGAGUCUGUAUGAUGCUUGCCAGUCCUGCACCUGGCACCUCACUCACGGCCCACAGUGCUCUCGCAUCAUUCCCAUUUGUGAUAGUAGGUAUGUUGUAACACUAAACUCUGCUGGUCAACUGGAAGUGCUUUGUUGUGUGACAGGAGUAACUGUUUGGGAAAAUGAGAGUGAUGACACACCAAUUCUGGACAUUGCCUACCUCCAUGGUGACGAACACAACGCUCAGUUCCUGCUUCUUCUCAAGAACCCAGAUUCUGAUGGAUGUCUACUACGUAUUACCUCAUUUCCAGAAUUUUCGACUAUCUAUGAGUUGGCUGUGAACAGCAGCACAAGUUUAGUGCUGACAGGUGAAGGAACAGAAUCUAUAAUGUUUCUAGAGCCAGAUGUUAGUCCUGUCAGCCAGCUCACUCGGUGUCUCAAACUCAAGAGUAUUGUGGAUGGUAUACCUGAGGCAAGGCUGGGAAAACUUCUGAUGAAACGCAAGUUCAAGGAAGCUGAAGAAUUUUGUGUUCGAUUUGGACUAGACAUCGAAGAGGUUCAUAAGGCACGAGCAAAGUUUUUGUGUGACUUGAUGAACCCAUGGAAUAUAUCAGCUACUAAUAUUACUCUGAUUGAUGUGGAUGGAAGCGGAAGUCUAAGUGAAGAGCUGUUUCUGACCCUAGAUAAGAUCCACGACUCUGAGUUUGUCACUACCCUCUGUAUCGAGGCUCCUUUACCUGAUUUAAUCAUCACAAAAAAGAAUCUCAACUAUGCCAAAGAACGUCUUGCCAAAAUAACUCAGUCUGAGGAAAGUGAGCAGUUAAGCAGUCUGAUGCAGCGAGUGAGUGAGAGUGCUUACCGUCUCCGAACCUUUGAGAUCAUCUUCCCGUCUUCGGAUAUACAACACUGGCUCGCUUUCUCCCAUACUGACAUGCUUGAGGAGUUUAUUGAACACCUGAGC